CAAUGAUCGGGUAUCAGCGCAUUCCAUGCGAUUAUGGGACGUAGCACUAUUGACAGCUCUCAAUGCGGAGUGAAGCGAUAAGCUAGGCCGAGCCAGAGCUUUGUAUGCCAUCCCUCCAUGAGCAUCAUUCAAGAAAAUCACAGUCUGCAAACAUGACGCAUCUCGAAGAUCCAUUUCCCGUUCCAGAUGCAACGCUUCCAUUCUGGAGGACACAAUUGCAUGAAUUAGACAAUCACAGAUCAACAAAAGACCUUCCCACAGAAUGUGACGUCCUAAUUAUCGGAGCCGGAUACUCUAGCGUAACCACAGCAUAUCAUCUCCUCGACAACAAUCCCUCACCACCAUCAGUCGUCGUCUUAGAAGCUCGGGAAGCAUGUUCCGGCGCAACAGGUCGCAACGGAGGACACAUCAAACCGGACCUCUACUUCAACAUCCUUCGGUAUUCCCAAAAAUACGGCCCCGAAAACGCAGCCGAGUUUGCAAAGUUCGAAGCAGCAAAUGUUCUAGCAGUCAAGGAUCUGGUAGAGAAAGAAGGUAUUGAUUGUGACUACCAUCUCACGCGAGCUGUGGACGUGUAUCUUGAUCCCGCGCACGCGAAGCAGACGGAAGCUUCAUAUAGAGAACUUCAAAAGACUGGUCUUGCGACUUUGAGCGAUGUGCAAUUCGUGACUGGUGAGAAUGCUGAGAGUUUGUCAGGGGUAAAAGGAGCAAAAGCAUGUUUCUCAUUCACAGCAGCACAUGUAUGGCCUUACAAGCUAGUCAUGCAUCUUCUCUCCCUGAUCGUCAAGAAGGGCGUCAAUCUCCAAACCACGACUCCCGUGAUAUCAGUAUCCGAAACUCCCAACUCGGACGGAACCUGGACAGUCACUACCCCUCGAGGAUCCAUCAGAGCGCGGAAAGUGGUCUUUGCUUCAAAUGGAUACACAGCAGGUAUCGCGCCUCAAUUUGCGCAUAAAAUCGUUCCGGUAAGGGGUAUUUGUAGCAGGAUCGUUACACCGGCUGGGAAGGAUUCUCCGUUCUUGCCGUAUACGUAUAGUAUCCGUUAUGGACCUUCUCUGUAUGAUUAUCUGAUUCCGAGAGCGGAUGGGAGUAUUGUUGUUGGAGGCGCGAAGCAGGAGUUCUGGCAUGAGAGGAAGUAUUGGUAUGGGAAUACGGAUGAUAGUAAAUUGAUAGAGCCGGCGAAGAGUUAUUUUGAUGGGCUGAUGCAGAGACAUUUCAAGGGGUGGGCGGAUAGUGGUGCUGUUACUGAUAGGGUCUGGACAGGAAUCAUGGGUUGGAGUUCAGAUUUCAUGCCUUACGUUGGAGAAGUCCCAAAUAAGCCAGGGCAACUUAUCCUUGCCGGCUUUUCGGGUCACGGAAUGCCGUUGAUAUGUCUUGCUUCGAAAGGAGUAGCUGAGAUGCUGAAAGGGGAGAAAUUCGAAGAUACUGGGAUCCCAAAGCUAUUCAAGCCGAGUAUGGAAAGAUUGACGAGUGAGAAGAAUGAAAUUCUAGAUAGUCUAGCGAAACCUGCUCCGCCUUCGAAAUUGUAGAUGGCAGUCUACGAAUCUUCAAACGCAAGAUGCUAUGAUAAAAUUUAUUACGUAAGAGCAAUAAAACUCUUCUGAUCAACG
Messenger RNA from Mollisia scopiformis, 1610 nucleotides. RefSeq names its product FAD dependent oxidoreductase superfamily. The record is from RefSeq and is a predicted model, not a curated record. Gene Ontology annotation, molecular function: oxidoreductase activity. Lineage: Eukaryota; Fungi; Ascomycota; Leotiomycetes; Helotiales; Mollisiaceae. The coding region runs from base 153 to 1529 and encodes 458 amino acids. The transcript is spliced from 4 exons. Gene Ontology annotation, cellular component: cytoplasm.